CAUUAGGAGGAAGUCACACCAUGUCCGAUUCGGCCUCCGAUACGCUCGAGGGCCCGUCGUUCCAUACCGCCAAGAGUGCGCUGCUGUUGGACGACGUCGAGCUGUACGGUGCGAGUCGCCGUCUUCGGUCCCUCACACCGAACGCAACCGGCAAGCCAGGUGGUGGUGGAAAGAAGGACGCUACAGUGGCGUACGGCGGUGAGAUCGGUGGCGGUGGCUCAUCAUCCUACCAGCAGCGCCGGGAAGACGAUUCGCCAGCGAUGGACGCUGAAGCGGAAGGUCCGACCACCACAUCCACAGCGGAAGGGGGCAAUGAACGGGAUGGUAUAGCACGGACCCGUUACACGGCUUCGCAGCUGUUGGCGUUGCGCGAUUCGAACCUAUCGAAGGCGCGUCCACCGUGCAUGGAUGAUCCGAAGUCGGAAAAGCAUCUGAAAAUGAUUUCGAUGCUGGUACGCCGCUCGGAAACUCCGUACGACGAGGAUGGGCCGAAUGGUGGUGGACCUGGCGGCGGCGGUGGUAGUGGAGGUGGAGCAUACGGACGCAACCGAUACGCGUACGGUGUUGGAGGUGGUGGCACAUCUGGUGGGAUCGGUACGGGUGGCGGUUCCGGUGGUUCAAUGUCCGGCAGCGGUAAUGGCGGACACGGCGUUGGGCGUAACGAGAUGCGUCGUUCGGUCGGGGGAAGCGGUGGCGGCGUAGGAGGAGGUACGGGAGGUGACCCAAAAGAAAGACUGCGUAAGGAGGAAGGUAUUGUGCUGUCACCGCAACGUCGCUCAUUUAACAUGGGGUGUCAGAUGCCAUCCGCACCAUCAUCCUCAUCGGGUGCAGGAAAUCUCGGUUUGUCCGGAAGUUUGCUACGAUCCGAUCGUGAUAUGCUUGGUGGUGGAGGGGGUGGUGGUGGUGGCGGCGGUGGUGGUGCACGAGAACGUCGCAUCGGAAGCGGACGUAUAAUGACGCGGGACAGCAUGUGGGAGUAUCGCAUGGAGUCGGGAGAUUAUCGUCAGGGUGGUGGCGGCGGUAAUGCGUCAUCUUCGUCCGGAGGGUUUCGUGAUCGAGAAACGAUGCGCGAUGGAGGAGGGAAGGAUGGUAAAGAUGGUUCACGAGGCGGACGAAACAAUGAUGGACGCAGCGGUCAGGAUAAAGAUUAUCAUGAUGAAGGACGUGGCGGCGGCGGUGGAUACGAUAGAGAUUCCCGUGAACCUCGUGAUCGGCGAGAUCGAUGGGAUAAAAGCGAUAAUGGACGUGGCCCGAUGCGUGGCUUUCACAAGGGCGGUGCAUCUUCUUCCGGCGGAUACGGUGAUGGGCGCGGCGAUGGAUCUUAUUACGGCUACAACAACAGCUACGGAUCGGGAGGCUACAGCUCAAGCAACAGUAACAGCCAUCAUCAUCAUCACCAUCACCAUCAUGGCGGUGGUAUGUCGUACGGUGAUCGUAGACGCUACAACAGUGACAACGGGCGCGACAACGAGGAACCGGAAUGGUUUAGCGAACCAACAUCCCAGCACGACACGAUCGAAUUGCGCGGAUUCGACGAAACGGUUUCCGAGCAUGGCAGCGAAUCUGCCGGCGAAACGACCAGCGGUAAUACGAACGAUUCUGGAUCGUCCGAACAUCAACCGGAUGUGCAGCAGCAGCAGCAGUCCACAGAAUCACAGUCGCUGAAUGACGACACCGAGCAGGAGAGUACCGAUGAAGUUCGGCUUUCUGGCAACCGUUCUUGCGAGCAGGAUAUUUUGAAAAUGAUCGAGAGCAGCGAAGAUAGUGAUCGACCGAAAGGAGGAACAGCUACGGUGAACGAGAAUGGCAUCCGGAAGAGUGGCGAUAGGGGAACUUCAACACCAUCACAACCAUCAGGUGGUGGAGAUGAAACGAUCAACGACGAUAUGCGGCUGAUGGAGGAACUGUGCGGAUUUCGCGAUCGUGUCCUGAACGAGUACAGCGCAAUGGACAUCCUGAAGAACACAUACUCUUCCAUGAUGAUUGAUGUUGGUGGAGGUAGCCGAGAGUCUCGCUUUUCGCAAUUUUUCCGCCAGGACAACGAGAAGGGAAAUUCCAACGAUACGAAAGAUACACGCAGUCGUCAGAAUUCGCUCCACGAAGAUAUUGACAAGAUUAUGAAGGAUAUAGCGACGUUUGAGGAGGGUGCGAAUGUGUCUUCUGCUUCCUGUAACAAGUAUUUCGCACCUAUCUCACCGGCUGCCACAUCGAACUCCUCGCAGUCAUUCCUCGAGCUGUUUAACCGCUCAUCGGCGUUGAAGAACCAUCAGCUGGAUCCACUGCUAACGCAGCAACAACAGCGUCACCAUCAGCCAUCGAUGGAAUCAAAUCAACCGUUUGACCGGCACUCCGCUAUGCAGCACAUGAAAUCGAUGAUGACCGACGCCGAGGCGCAACAGCAGCAGCAAAAGCAACAACUCCACCACGAACAUCAGCAACAGCUGCAGAAUCGUAAUCUGCAGCAAAUGUUGGGUGUAACGGGUGGCAGUGCGUCGUCGGCUUCUGCUACACCGCCGGUCGGUGAUCGUACUGCCGGACCAGUACCACUACCCAUGCCCGGCCUAGGUUCGAUGCCCAGUCCAGCCAGCCACUUAGGACAGGUGCACAGCGUCGAGGAGCUGGAGGCACGCUUCCGACUGUCCGAUUUGAACAGCGAUAUAGCUAGCGCCGGUUCCGGUACCGGUGCGAUCAGUGGUAGGGCUUCCGUAGCGAACGAACCAUUCCCGGAACCGAUGGCGAUCGGUGCCAUUCCGCGACUGAUUAUGCCGGGCAAUGAUCCGGCGAUUGGUGUGAUGCAUGCGCAGCAAGCGCCACAGUCUGCAUCACAGCCGCAGCCACUGGACAGUGGUACGGUUCGGCAGCAGGAGCUGAUUGCGUUCAAGAAGCUGCUCAACCAGAUGAGCGAGAAUCAGAUGAAUGGUGUGAGUCCGACGGCAGCACCACCACAACCGGUGCCACCGCCACAACAAUCGGUUGCGCACCAUAAUCAUCCGGCGCACGCUGCGCAUAUGGCGGCCGUGGCGGCCCAGCAUCAGGGUGGUCAGGGUCCGCAUCAAGGUACGACCAUGUCUGCACUGCCGGCGAUGCUUCAAAUGAUGCAUAUGGCUCCAAUGCCCCAUCCAGGAACCGAUCAACGCCACACCGAGCUGUUGAAGCGUCCGGAAACGCAAACCCUGAUGAUGGCUGUUGCCCGCGGCGAAGUGACGCAACACAGUCUCUGGCAGCAGUUAGCAAAUCCAGCGACGGCCCAAUCACACCGGGAAAUUAUUUCCGCCGUACUGGGUGCCUGUAACGGUGGAUCCCGUGUCGUUUCGCCCAGCCUGCUCCUCAAUCCGAACAGUAUUCAACCGCCAAUGCCAAUGCCGAUACCACCGCCUCCUGCGCCUGCCGGUGCCAACGCAAAUUUGCUAUUUCAUCCCAAGCAACAGGUGCGCCUUUCGCCGCUGCCGAACGGGAUGCCGCAGCGUAUUCCGUCACCGCGUGAGCUGCAAUACCACACGCAGUCUAUCCUGCAGAACGCGCUGAUAAGAAAAAAGCUGGAGGAACAGCGUGAGAACUAUCGUAAAAGACAGGAACAGCAGCAGCAGCAGCAGCAGCAGCAGCAACAGCAACAGCAGCAGCAGCAGCAACAGCAGCAGCAGCAACAGCAGCAACCGCCGCAGCAACCAUCACAGCUACAGCAACCAACUCCACAGCAGCAGCAAUCUUCAUCUCAACCACAACAAUCACAGCAACCGGAGCAAGUGUCGCAAGAGAUGCAGCUCAAGCUGAAGGAACAACCGUUAAAUCACCAGAAUGCACCAUCACAACCGAUGCAAAACUUCCCACAUCUCCAACCACAAUCCCAGCCGGAACAGGAUCCAUCGAUGCCGCAUCAUCCAUCAGCAGCGGGCGCGGAAUCCUUGCCGGAGCAGCGCCAUUCGCAACAUUCCAACGUUGCUGAGCAGCAACAACAGGCCCAACCGGCACCAUCCCUGGGGCAGCCAAUGUCCGCUGGAGGGCCAGCGAAUGCGGUUGAAACGGUUACCAUGGCUUCACCGUCGUCCGCCAUGCUGAAGGGAGGCCCCGGUGGCCGUAUGAUCGGUACCGCGAACUCCGUUUCGCCUUCGAAGCAAAACAUGCUGCAGGCGCAACAGGUUGCUUCACCUACACCGCUAGCAUUCACACCUACAUCGGUGUUGCGCAAGAUGACUGCCGCCCAGGACAAGGAACCGGACAACGUGAUUCCACACCAUAUGCAACAGCAGCAAGCUCCUCAAUUAUCCCAGCAGCAACUGCCAUUACCUGCCCAUCAGCAAAUGUUGCUUAGCGAGCAGCAACAGCACAUGCCAGACGUAGACUCGGGACGUAUGGGUGUGAGCAUAUCUGCACUGUUGGAAAUGCAACAUCACCAGUACAUGAAGCAGCAGAUGCAUCUGCAACAGGCGCAGCAGCAGCAGCAGAAACCGUUCCCACUGCAUCCACAUGCCGGACAGCAUCCAGUAAUGCAUGGGAUGCAACCGCCGCAGCCAGGCUCGCAGCAACAGUCGCAACCGGGACCGUUCCCUAACGAUUCUCAACCACCGCAAGCGGACCAUCAGCAGCAGCGCAAUAUGUCUGGCCAGCCGACACCGUUCGGGCCGCAAGCUGCUGGACCACAUCCGCCGCCGAUGAAUAUGAUGCAUCACCAUGCACCGGGCGUCCCCGGACAGAACCAUCGGCCGGUAGCGAUACUGAAUGUAAUGGCUCCGAUCACGCCAAUCCCAUCGUCUGUGGUUGGUGCGAUGCGGAAUAUGCAGCCUGCGAUGCCAAACAACAUUCCGUGGAAUAUGAAACAAUUGCAGCAGCAGCAACCGCAGCCCCAGCAGCAACCGAAUCUGACCCAAACACAGCCAACUGCUGGUCAACAGGCACUAUUGCUACCGCAACUUGCUCAGCAGCAACAGCAACAACAGCAGCAGCAACAAAAUCAAGCCGCACAGUCGCAACCCCAGCAACAAACGCCGCCGCAGCAGCAACACAUUAGCAUGCCGAAACCACAAGGGCGACCAAUACUCAAAGGUGGAAGUGGAAACGGUGCUCAGGUACCACCACAGCUACAGCAGCAGCAGCAGCAGCAGCAGCAGCAGCAGCAACAACAGCAGCAGCAGCAACAGCAGCAGCAGCAGCAACAACAGCAGCAACAGCAACAACAGCAGCAGCAACAACAACAGCAACAACAGCAGCAGCAACAACAACAGCAGCAGCAGCAGCAGCAAAUGCCGUUGAUACAUACACUACCCCAGCACGGUCUAUCUCCGAUGAACUUUUCUGGCAACAUGGAUUUCCAGCAGCAACCAUUCAACAACAAUCGCAGCGGUAAUCCGAUUCUUGGUGCGCAUCAUCCCAUAACACAGCCACCCCAACAGCAGCAGCAGCCCCAACAACAACAGCAGCAGCAGCCGCCGCAACAACAUUCACCCAACAUAAUCAGUCCCCAUAUGCAGCAAUUGCUCCAUCAGCAGCAGCGUCACCAGCAGCAACAACGUGCUAUCCGUAAUCAGCACGUGCAGCAGCAGCAGCACAUGACAAUGACGCCACAGCAACCGUUCCGACUGCCUGGCAUGUCCGUCGGUGGUGCUGGUGGUAGUGGCGGUAAUGGUGGUGGUCAGCAGCAACCCCAACAACAGAACGCAUCCGUAAACGCACCACCGUCCGGUGGCGGCGUUAUCAACUACAACCGUGAUGGUGGGCUGUCCCCAACCAGCAACCAGCUUGCCCGCUGGUUUUCGCCCGAACUGCUCGCCCAAGCGUCGGCCGGUAAGCUACCGUCGCUGAACAUCGGUCAGGCGAUGAGUCUGGAAGAGUUCGAGCGCAACAUUCAACACUCAUCGACUAUUGUACAUAACUAAGGUUCG
Anopheles maculipalpis is the source of this 5876-nucleotide messenger RNA. RefSeq lists its product as uncharacterized. Lineage: Eukaryota; Metazoa; Arthropoda; Insecta; Diptera; Culicidae. The coding region runs from base 21 to 5870 and encodes 1949 amino acids. Gene Ontology annotation, biological process: negative regulation of translation. Gene Ontology annotation, molecular function: mRNA binding. The transcript has 5 exons. The record is from RefSeq and is a predicted model, not a curated record. Gene Ontology annotation, cellular component: cytoplasm; nucleus.